AAAUUUUCUAUCACACACCGGAUGUAAACAAAGCUGUGUGCAUCUCUGAUGAUCUCAGGGAGGCGAAAGUUAAAGAUUUUUGCCUUUUCCCCUCUGAGUUGUACUGUCCUUUCAUCUAUCUGUCCACGAUACCAAAUGCAGUUCUGACAUAUAAUGUGUACAACUGCCUGGUUACACCACACGUCUAUCUCGGAUUCUUGGUUUUAUAAAUAGUAUGUCGAUAAGUAAAAGUAAUGGGGGACUGCAGUACGAUGGUGAUAGUGCCACGGAGGGAGAAGAGCGACCUCUUCUUCGUAAUAAGGAGGAACACAAAACGUACAAACGACGAUGGUAUGUUCUGGCUGUCUUCAGCUCCGCCUGUUUCAUACAGGCGGCCGUGUGGAACACGUGGGGCCCUAUAACUCAGUCCGCGGAGGUGGCUUUCGGAUGGAAGGACAGUCAGAUUGGGAUGUUGGCCAACUGGGGAAACAUCGCGUACAUAAUUACCGUGUUUCCCGCUUGCUAUUUCAUGGACACUAAAGGUUUACGGGUGUCGUUUGUGGCUUGCACAGUUCUGAUGUUAAUUGGUACCGGAGUGAGAUGUAUCACGCUGGAACCACAGUACGCCACGUGGUUGAUGAACUUAUGCGCUAUUUUGAAUGGUAUUGCCGGGACAGUGCCGUUUGCUGGGCCUGCGCUGAUCGCCAACACGUGGUUUCCGCCAAACCAGAGAACGACCGCUACAGCAAUUUUAUCUAUAUUCAAUUAUGGUGGCGUUGCCAUGGCGUUUGUUAUAGGCCCACAGCUGGUGUCGUCACCAAAGUAUAGAAAUGAAACUCAUAUUGAAAACAAUACAUACAGAGACAGCAGAUUAUCAUUAGGACUAGAAGAAAUAGUACACUGUUCGAAAAAUAUCUCCAAUUCAUCUCAAGUGUUGAUUAACUUUGAGAGUGUCCGCCACGACAUACGUUACUUGAUGUAUUACGAAUGUGCUGUUGCCGGACUGAUUUUUAUAUGCAGUAUUUUCGUACCCUCCAAACCUCCCACCCCACCAAGUGUGUCGGCUUCAACAGAGCGUGUGGAGUACAAGGGGGCGCUGAUAAAUAUUGCAAGGAACAGAGCCGUGUGGUUAAUCGGAUUGGCUUACGCUCUGCCCGCGGGGGUGUAUGGGGUGUGGGGUGCCGUUAUUGACGUCAUCCUGAAACCCGUGGGAAUUGCACAGACGGAGGUUGGGUGGAUCGGAUUUUACUCGAUAAUGGCCGGCUGUGUCUCGGGUCUCGCAAUAGGAAGAUUUUCGGAUUUGUUCAUGAGACAUAUGAAGUUCUUCCUCCUGGUAAUGUUUGCCUUGGCAGCAGGAUCUUUUGUGUGGUUCACGCUUUUGUGUGUCAAGGUCAUUCCAUUCUCCACAGUACAAGUAUACACAUGUAACAUUUUGGGAGGGAUGUUUCUUAAUGGUGCUAUUCCCCUGUUCUAUGAGCUGGGGGCGGAGUCCGCUUUCCCUGUAUCAGAGGGAGUGGUUGGAGGAUUUCUGACGUGGCUCAACAACGUGUUCGGAAUUAUAUUCUUGUUCAUGCUACAAAUACCGGGUAUAGGCACAGACUGGAUGAACUGGACUCUAGUAGGAAGUGUAGCCGUGGGGCUGAUGUUUCUGUUCGUCUUCCCUGAGCGGUAUACGAGGACUGACAUAGACAUCUGUGUAGACAAAGCUGAGACAGAUCACCCAGAAACCAUCAUUGUAGUCAGACAGACUGUGUACGAGAAUGUAUGAUGAAUGAUGAGACAAUCCCAUUAGUGUAUUUUAGAAUUGUGAUGAAAACGAUUGUAGCAUGUAGCAUACUUUAUCAUUAAUUUAUUGCAUAUAAUCAGUGGAUAAUUAUCAUAUAUUAAUGGGGUAUUCCAAAUGCCUGAUCUCAUUCUGCACGUGACCACACGUUUUGAGUUGUACAUGUAGGACUGUGAUAGUCGCCACUAUAUACAAAAUUCAUGUAACCUAAAUAAAGUGAAGGUUCGAUAGAGUGAAAAAAAAUGAAAUCGAUCAAGUUUUAAAGGCACACUUUCCAUUUAAUUGGAUUUUUCAUUAAACAAUAUCCUGUGAAAUCAUUGAAGUUGCACAGAAACCCACGUUUUUCGCAGUUUAAAUAUCUACAGAGAGCAUUAUCUACAUGUAUAUUCAAGAUGAAAAGUGAUAUUGUUGUUAAUUUGUGCAAUAAUCUUUGUUGUUUUGCAUGUAUAAAACUUGUCAAUGUUUGUCCAUAUGUUUGAAUUCCUACAAUAUCGUCAGGAUCAUAGUCUUAUAUGUAAAUCUAACUCAAUAAACUAUGCCCCCGCAGCCUAUGUUUAGGGAGUAUUUGAAAUCAUCAUGUCCGUCUGUCUGUAGACAUGAUUUUGUCCACACAUGUUCUGAGAAACUAGCGCAUGGAUUUUUAUAUAAAAAAAAAUGUAUACUUUUUUAAUCACCAUAUAAAUAGUGUAUCUGCACCUGAUAUUUUUAUCAUGGUGGGACUGUUUUUCUUCAUUUUACAGGUGUUGUUUUUUUCUUCUUCAGAUUUAUGGACUUUUUGAUUUUGUUUUACAUUUGCAUCACAUUCUCUCACAGAAACUACUGCAUAGGUUUAGGAUAGGGUAUAAAUAAAUCAUCGUGUCUGUUGUCUGUCUGUUUGUCUGUAGUCAUGAUUUUGCCUGUACAUAUCAAAGAGACUAGUGCAUGGAUGUACAAAUAUGACACCGAGGUCAAAGGAAUUUAGAGCACCUCUUUUCGGUCUUCAGCUAUUCAGUUUUUCAAAUAUGCCCCAAUAUGGAUGAGCCCUGUGGGGGUAUUAGUCCUCUUAGUAUGGGUCUAGUUUGACUUGCUCUCCUUGAAUGUUGAUAUUAUAUAAAUAAUCAAUAUUGCUCUGAAAGUGUGGUGUACAAAGAUGUAUUGCAUUGUUACUUUAUGGAUACUAUUGUUGGAUAUUUAAUAUUCAACUACAUGGCAUUAACAGAUGUUAUAUUUGUGAUGUGCAGGUGUUGUUAAUUAUAGCCGAGUUUUGAAAUAUACACGAUUGACAAAAUACACAAUGUAUAUUGUUUCAUGUUGUGUAUUAAAUACCGUAUAGGAGUUUUUUUCCGCGGGGUGAUGCAUUUGGCUUAUUUCAGUGAUAGUUUCCGCCAAAAGUUCACUCGCCAAAUAUGCAUCCACAUUGCGACUUGAGUAUUUGUAAGAGAGAUAACUCUUCCUUGUCCGCCAAAAUUUGUUCCGCUAUAGUUAUUAUUUUUUUUAAUUUGCAAAUUUUAGUAUCUGAUAAUAACAUUCAUACAUACAUUCACACACAUAGUUUAAUUAUAAUAACAUAUCAAGGUUGACAGUAUCAAGUAAAGAGUGGAAGGGCAUUAAUCAAAAAAUAUUUUUCCAUACAGCCUAGAUUACUGAAUUUUUUAAAAUCGCAGUUUUUUGAAAAUAUACAAUGGUCAAUUUCAUCCUAAUAUAUUGUAAUACACCCUCAAAAGAUGGAAAUCUAUUUUGUUUGCAACAUAAUUAUAUAUAUUGUUUGGUAUAUAAAAUUAUGUAAUUUAUUAUUUUGUUUGAAUUUUGUAAUGGACAAUCACCAAAAAUAAUAUUAAAUACAUUGAAACCAA
Messenger RNA from Ostrea edulis (European flat oyster), 3594 nucleotides. Its product is annotated as solute carrier family 49 member 4 homolog. Gene Ontology annotation, cellular component: membrane; intracellular membrane-bounded organelle. The record is from RefSeq and is a predicted model, not a curated record. Gene Ontology annotation, molecular function: transmembrane transporter activity. The transcript is spliced from 12 exons. The coding region runs from base 215 to 1747 and encodes 510 amino acids. Gene Ontology annotation, biological process: transmembrane transport. NCBI's taxonomy places the organism in Eukaryota, Metazoa, Mollusca, Bivalvia, Ostreida, Ostreidae.